GCCACUCUCCUGCCAACAUAGGCCUGCAGGCCUCGGCAAUGCUCUCUGAGAGGAAAAAUAAAGUUGCACGCUCGGAGUCUCUUGUUGUCAGCCGGUGAGGUGUUCAAAACUGCUUACCUCGUCGUCCCCAGACGGCACUGUCGCAGUCCACACGCAGUCCAGCUCCAACCAGGUGCCAUCGAUUCAACGCCAAGGAAUUUUCCAACUGAACGAGGGCAUGGAGACGCUCCCGGACGACGCGCUGCUCGAGGUGAUGCAGUACCUGAAAAUAGAGGACCUGCUCGCCUGCCGCCUCGUGUGCCGUCGGCUUGGGGCCCUGGCGAUGCUCCCGGAGCUUUGGCGGCACCAGCGCCUCAAACUCGUCUCCUCUGACGACACCCCUCGUUACAACCAGUGCUCUGUGCUGCGCCUGGCGCCGUGCCUGCGCGCAUGGCACGUCGACGUCCCGCUUCAGAAGUUUCACUCGUUGUACACCACGACCAGGUGUGCCGUCAAGAAGCUAGCAUUGAGUAUGUAUCACGUGUCAGAGGAAGCUGCUCUUGAAGCAAGCCUUGUCAUCCGCAACCAGGCUGCGCUCGGCCGGCUAAGGAGACUAAGUGUGUUGCGUCCUUAUACUGGCCGUAAGGCUAUCGAGAAAAUAUCUGUGCUGCUCGGGACGGUGGCGUCGACGCCACUCCUAGAAAAACUAAAGCUUACAGGAUUCGCGUUCUACCCGCCCUCAGCAUUGGUCGGUCUUCACAGGUUGUUUCCCGAAUCGUCCCUGAAGAGCUUUGAACACGAUCCGGAUGACUCAGAGGCGGAGUCCCUCUGCGACUUUAUCCUGUCCACGCACGCUGCCACAUUGCAGACCGUUAACCUCGGCUACUACCCCCUGACCUCGACGUCAACUGCAACUCUCCUGGCGGGAAUACCAAAUCUUCGUCGGCUGGAGUGUGGCGUGAUGCCCGGGCUGGAGGCCGUGGCCGGGUGCAAGCUACUGAGGGAAAUAGGACUCUGCGUAGCGUACGACGGCGAAGCCCGCACCGUCGCCGAGUUCCUUCGCCGAGCCACCCAACUGGUCAAGGUGACGUUCCAGUAUGACUCCCAUGAAUUUAUGGCCCUUUCCUCCGACGUGGAUUUUGUGCUAGCUCUGGCCACGACCGGGCGCUCCCGCCUGGAGGAACUGGAAAUCGACGUGUAUGAGGAACACUUCCCUCAGCAGCAGUCUCUGCUCAAGGCGCUGCCACGCCUGCCGGCGCUCAAGCACCUGGAGGUGCGAGGCGAGGCAAGCGACGACUUCCUGCUCGGCAUCUCGCCCGCCAAGGCGCCGGCCCUGCGCACCCUCAAGGUAUUCACAAUAAGCGCCAAGUGUGCGCACGACGCACUGCACCAGGGCUCGGUGCAGAACCUCCUGUCCUUGAACCCCGACCUGAAGUUUUCCACCCAUGAGCUAAGCUACUGCUACACAGAUGAACGUUGCGCGUGGUGUACGCUUGGCUGCCACCAGGAGAUGCGGCAAGACUUGGACCCACCACUACAGCAUUCUGCCGACUGGGUCACUAUUUCUCGAUUGUGAAAUUAGUUGUUUAUUUUUCAUUAAUCUUCAAUACUAAUAAUACAUUUCCCUUACCCUCCUAUCUGGACUAAAAACUAGAAUAAUUUGUCUUGUCUUUCACCUACGAUUGAAAUAUAUUAUCGUUUGUAUCAGGGAA
Frankliniella occidentalis (western flower thrips) is the source of this 1691-nucleotide messenger RNA. RefSeq lists its product as uncharacterized. The transcript has 3 exons. The record is from RefSeq and is a predicted model, not a curated record. NCBI's taxonomy places the organism in Eukaryota, Metazoa, Arthropoda, Insecta, Thysanoptera, Thripidae. Bases 218 to 1555 code for a protein of 445 amino acids. Gene Ontology annotation, molecular function: protein binding.